AAAUAUUGAACAUUCCAUUUGCUAUUAUUUGCAAUAAUAGUGAAGAGGGCACUGUGCAUUUUGCUGUUAUUCAUGAAGGCAGCACGUUUGGAAAAUGUGGCAAGGAAACGAAAUAGAAGGCUGUGAACGACCGUAAUAGACGCCGUAAUUGUAAUAAAUAAUAUGGUUCGAGGAAGAGGGCGUGGUGGUAUGGGAAGAGGAAUGGGACGACCUGGACCAUUUAAAGUGAAACCAUUUGUUCCUCGACAUCCAUUUGAUCUUGCACUUUGUGAGUCUGCAUUUCCUAGAGUUAAAUCUUUGCCAGAUGAGUCUGCCUUCACCCAGGCCCUUUUGAAGAGGAACACAGACCUGUCGCCAUCUCCUCAUGAGCAAACUUCAGUUCUGAAUUUGGUUACUAAAAUUCAGGCUGUUAUGGACAACCUGGUUGUUGCUCCUGGGACCUUUGAUGCUUGUCAACUGGAAGAAGUUCGACAAGUUGGCUCAUUCAAGAAGGGUACAAUGAUGACUGGACAUAAUGUAGCAGACAUAGUAGUAAUACUCAAGACACUACCAACCAGGGAAGCAGUGGAAGCACUCGGUAUUAAGGUGCAUGAGGAUCUGAAGGUCCAAGAUCCCCAUGAAGUUUUAUCAAUGCUGACAAAUGAUCGAGGGUUUGAGGUGAGCAGUUCAGAUGCCACAGUGCGUAUACUAAUGACGACAGUUCACCAUAACUUUCGAAAGCUUGACCCAGAGCUGCAUCUUGACCAGAAGAUCCUCCAGAGUCAUCUGGCGGCCAUUAGACACAGCCGUUGGUUUGAAGAAAAUGCCCAUCAUUCGUCAAUCAAAGUGCUGAUUCGACUUCUUCGUGAUCUUAGAAACAGAUUUGAAGGUUUUGAGCCUCUAUCACCUUGGAUGCUGGAUCUGCUCGCCCACAGUUCUAUUAUGAACAACCCUAGUCGUCAGACGCUGCCUAUCAAUCAGGCUUAUCGGCGCGUGUUACAGCUUCUGGCAGCCGGUCUCUUUCUUCCUGGGUCUGCUGGUAUCUCAGAUCCGUGUGAGGGAGGAAACAUCAGAGUUCACACGGCCAUGAGCCUGGAACAGCAGGACAUGGUCUGUCUGACAGCUCAGACUCUGCUACGAGUCCUAGCUCACGGUGGAUACAGACGUAUCCUGGGUCUUGAAGGGCAUGCAGGAAUUGCCACUGAGAUGUCAGUAUGGGAAGGAGUCGUAGUUUCUCCUCUCGAUAAAGCAUAUGAAAAGCCUCCAGAAAAGAAAGAUGGCGAUGAAGAUGAUAUGGAGGCUGACGGAGCCGGAGAUGAAGCUAUGGAAACAGCUGAUAACUAGUUGCCUGUUAUCUACAAUGUUAGCAUGGUUCUUUUACAGACUGUUACAACAGGAAAAGUAUGCGCAUCAUACAAGGUUGUCUUGCAAACUUCUGAAAUGGGGACAUUUGCGACUUUUAACGCAGUUCCUUGAAGUUCUGUGUUAAGUUAACUUGAUGACCUUGAAUAUAACACCACAUAGAGUGAAGAUUGUGAGCCGUUCUGUAGGUAAACGUGGUCUCCCGGUUAAAGUUGUCAAAAAGACGUAUCUUUAUAUAAAUUAUUUGACAAUUUAAUCUUUGGUUAAAGUACUUGUAAUAAUUCACACAAUCCUUAAAAUGUUCAUCACCUAAGUUAAUUAUUUUCUUUACUGUAAGCAUUUAAAAGCAGAUUCUUUCUGGCA
This is a messenger RNA of Zootermopsis nevadensis, 1704 nucleotides long. Its product is annotated as interleukin enhancer-binding factor 2 homolog. The record is from RefSeq and is a predicted model, not a curated record. Gene Ontology annotation, cellular component: catalytic step 2 spliceosome. Lineage: Eukaryota; Metazoa; Arthropoda; Insecta; Blattodea; Termopsidae. Gene Ontology annotation, biological process: positive regulation of DNA-templated transcription. Gene Ontology annotation, molecular function: double-stranded RNA binding; DNA binding.